Messenger RNA from Psammomys obesus (fat sand rat), 3579 nucleotides. It is a transcript of the gene Lingo2, whose product is annotated as leucine rich repeat and Ig domain containing 2. Bases 952 to 2772 code for a protein of 606 amino acids. Lineage: Eukaryota; Metazoa; Chordata; Mammalia; Rodentia; Muridae. Gene Ontology annotation, cellular component: plasma membrane. Gene Ontology annotation, molecular function: protein binding. The transcript is spliced from 9 exons. The record is from RefSeq and is a predicted model, not a curated record.
CAACGCAGGCUGUGCUCUGGAAAUCGGUGCGGGGAGCCAGAGCGACUUCGGGGAGGCGACCGUAGUCAGCGCCCUGAGGGCAGCCCCAGGAGGAAAUCUACUGAGGAUGGUUUCAAGAUGUAGAAUCCUUAUACGUGAGGUAUCCAAACGAAGUUGAAGAAUCACCUACUGAAAGUGCUUCCUGUUGUGAGAGAAACAUUCCAGAGAACUUCUUGGGGCAUUCCAACUGAGUAUUGCAGCUUUUUCUGACUUGUCCUGAGCUUCUGAAUUGUGUUGCUGCUUGAUGUUGGCCUCUGGACUGGACUGCUGGUAUCCUGACAACUGAGUUUGGUAAUCCCCUAAAGACUCAUCAACCCUAAUCAGCAGGAAGUAGAUGGAAGAGGUCUACACACUAUACAUUUAACACUAAUUGUAUUGAAGAGUGACACAGGAAAAUAGCACCAUGAGUUCUGGAGGCUUCUGUGGAUUUUUAAUCGCAUGAGCACAGUAUGAUAAUUAAAAACAAGAGGUCCUAAGAGGAAGAGCCUAGGUGGCCACCAGCAGUAUGAGGAGCCCAGUAGGAAUUGAUGAAGUGAAAGAAGCAAAAUGCAGUUUUCAAGGCAUGUUUCAAGCGGUUGGCUUAUGGGACUUUGAGAGAUUCUGCCUCCUGUGAUGUGCUGGAAUUAUCAUGAUCAACUACUCAGUUUGGAUUUCACCCAGUGGUCAUGAGCUUUGUCUGGUAGACAGCAAGGGUUGGAUUUUUAAAAAAGAGCAAAGCAGGUAAAUGAAGAAAAUCGUAUCUGCGACCUGGGCAUGGUUCAAUGGAUAAGUGAGAUUGCAGUGAGAACAAGAAGACCUGAGUUCAAAUUGCCAGCACCCACGACAUUACCACCACUAUUCCUUCUACUCAGUUCUUUAAAAGACAGUCAACAUACAGGCCCAUAACCAAGGUGUAGACUAAGAAGUGGAGUCAUGCUUCACACGGCCAUACCAUGCUGGCAGCCAUUCCUGGGUCUGGCUGUGGUGUUACUCUUCCUGGGUUCCUCUGUUGGCUGCCCUGCUCGCUGUGAGUGCUCUGCCCAGAACAAAUCUGUUAGCUGCCACAGAAGACGCUUGAUUGCCAUCCCGGAAGGCAUUCCCAUUGAGACCAAAAUCUUGGACCUCAGCAAAAAUCGAUUAAAAAGCGUAAACCCCGAAGAAUUCAUAUCCUAUCCCCUGUUGGAAGAGAUAGACUUGAGUGACAACAUCAUUGCCAAUGUGGAGCCUGGAGCAUUUAACAACCUCUUUAACCUCCGCUCCCUCCGCCUGAAAGGCAAUCGCCUUAAGUUGGUCCCUUUGGGAGUAUUCACGGGGCUGUCCAACCUCACCAAGCUUGACAUCAGUGAGAAUAAGAUUGUCAUUUUGCUGGACUACAUGUUCCAAGAUCUCCAUAACCUGAAGUCUCUAGAAGUGGGGGACAAUGAUCUGGUUUAUAUAUCACACAGGGCCUUCAGCGGACUGCUUAGCUUGGAACAGCUCACCUUGGAGAAGUGCAACUUGACAGCGGUACCAACAGAAGCCCUUUCCCACCUCCACAGCCUCAUCACCCUGCAUCUGAAGCAUCUUAAUAUCAACAAUAUGCCUGUGUAUGCCUUUAAAAGAUUGUUCCACCUGAAACACCUAGAGAUUGACUAUUGGCCUUUGCUGGACAUGAUGCCAGCCAACAGCCUCUAUGGUCUCAACCUCACGUCCCUUUCCAUUACUAACACCAACCUGUCCACUGUCCCUUUCCUCGCCUUCAAACACCUUGUGUACCUGACCCACCUUAAUCUCUCCUACAAUCCCAUCAGCACUAUUGAAGCAGGCAUGUUCUCUGACCUGAUCCGCCUACAGGAGCUUCAUAUAGUCGGGGCCCAGCUCCGCACCAUUGAACCUCACUCUUUCCAAGGGCUCCGCUUCCUCCGUGUGCUCAACGUAUCUCAGAACCUGCUGGAAACAUUGGAAGAGAAUGUCUUCUCCUCCCCUAGGGCUCUGGAGGUCCUGAGCAUUAACAACAACCCACUAGCCUGCGACUGCCGGCUCCUCUGGCUCCUGCAGAGACAGGCCACCCUGCAGUUUGGGAGCCAGCAGCCCAUGUGUGCCGGGCCAGACACCAUCCGUGAACGGUCCUUUAAGGACUUCCAUAGCACUGCUCUUUCUUUUUAUUUUACCUGCAAAAAACCCAAAAUCCGUGAAAAGAAGUUGCAGCAUCUUCUAGUGGAUGAAGGACAGACGGUCCAACUCGAGUGCAAUGCCGAUGGAGACCCACAGCCAGUGAUUUCCUGGGUGACACCCCGAAGGCGUUUUGUCACCACCAAGUCCAACGGAAGGGCCACUGUGCUGGGUGACGGCACCUUGGAAAUCCGUUUUGCCCAGGAUCAAGACAGUGGCAUGUAUGUUUGCAUCGCUAGCAAUGCUGCCGGAAAUGACACCUUCACAGCAUCUCUCACUGUGAAGGGAUUCACUUCAGACCGAUUCCUUUACGCAAACAGGACCCCUAUGUACAUGACCGACUCCAAUGACACUGUUUCCAACGGCACUAAUGCCAAUACCUUUUCCCUGGACCUUAAAACAAUACUGGUAUCUACAGCCAUGGGCUGUUUCACAUUCCUGGGAGUGGUUUUAUUUUGUUUUCUCCUUCUUUUUGUGUGGAGCCGAGGAAAAGGCAAGCACAAAAACAGCAUUGACCUUGAGUAUGUUCCCCGAAAAAAUAAUGGUGCUGUUGUGGAAGGGGAGGUGGCUGGACCCAGGAGGUUCAACAUGAAAAUGAUAUAAGGUCCCGCCACAUACUGCUGUCUCUGUGUCUCUGUGGGUAAUGAGUAAGACGUCUGGCAUAGUCAAUCAAUCCCAAGGUUAUCGGGCAGCUUCAUGCAGCUGCCCCUGUAUGAAAGCAGGGUCCAUGGAAGCAGGAAGACUUCUCGUGGAGACUGGCUGAUUAGAGACAGGCAGGCUUGUGUCAGAGCCCUUCACACGGUGGGAUUCUAAUUGUUUGCAUUGCAAAUAUUGGCAUUCUGGGGAUCUCAGUAAUGAACCUGAACCUUUGGCUCACGCUGAUGGACAAUAAUUCAACAUUUUCUACCACUGCAAAAACAAAAGAAAAAAAUUAAAAAGAACAACCUACAGUGUAGGAUUUACAUAUUAAAGACACAUUUGUCUAAAACAUACUCUACGGUAAAAUUUGUAUUUAUUAUCAUUUGUUAAAACCUUGCAUCAUACAAUACUGUUGGUUCAGCACCAAAAAGAGAUGAAUAUAUUCUUUUUUUGAAACAUAUAUGCUGUCUUUGUUUUGAAGCAAUAUGAAUGAGAGGUUGUGCUUUUAGCUACUCACCAGUAUAGCUCCACGCGUGGUAUCACCUUCCUUUCGCCCACAGAUGAACCUGAGAAUAGAUCCCUGGAGUAGUAGGCAGAGAUGUGUUGAGAUGUAGAUGUCUGAUGUAGGAUGCCAAGAAACAGCACCCAAGUCAAAACUGCUCAGCUCUGUUAACUUCUGUUACUAUAAAUAAAGGCAUGUGCCUAGUUUUGAUACAGAAUGGAAUAUUUUUUAUACAUACACUACCAACCUGGACCAGUUGACUGUAACAG